AUGACUAGUGAAGAAUCUGAUAACUCUAGGCCGAGAUUCUUUAACCCAGAUUUAGAAGCAGAACUAAAGAAUCAAGACUCAUCACUAUUUGUUAAAUCUUGUAGUGAUGAUGAUUAUGAGCAACCAACCGGAAUAGACAAAACGACCUUUUUUGGUAGAAUUAGGGAAGUUUUAGGCUCUAUAGAUCAGUUCACUUUGGAUUCAUACUGGAAUAUAUAUCAGGGUCAUGAGGACGGUGUAAGUAAAGCAAUUCAAGAUUAUCUAGAUAAAACUGCCAUAGUAAUUACAGAUGGAGAGCAAAGUUUUCAGGAGAAAACAGAAAUUGAAGACGAAGGCGUCCUUAAUGAAUCUAAAUAUCAUAAGAAGAGUGUGGGAAUUGAACUCACUAACUUUAGCGGUGUUAAGAGACAAAAAAAGAAUCCCACAUGGAAAAGGUUUUUGGGUUCCAUUCAAGUCAACGCUAUGGCUACAAGACCUACUACGAAACCGCUUGAAUAUGGUACUGUUUUGCUUUUAAAAUAUACUCAAGGACAGCCACAAUUUAAUUCAAGGUUUAAGAAGUUUCCUCAUUCACAGUAUGUGCGGUUUUAUAACGGGGCGACAGAAAGAGAAUUAGGCAGACUACCGGACGACAUUGCAGAAAUUGUUUAUUUACUUCUAGGUUCUCAAGAAGUGGUUUUUAAGGCCACAAUGAUAUUCUGUAAUAACAGAAGGCUCAGUGUUGGUGAUGUAUUUGUGGUUCAGUUGGACUGUUACAUUACCUCGUUAUUAUUUGAAGGUGAAAAACGAAAUGAGUUUCGGUCGCGUAUGUCUCUUGGGAGAAAUGGGGACUCUGAGAAUACCAAUGAGGUUAGAAAUCGGGCUCUCAUGAUGCUUUUUGAGAGAGUAAACAUUAAAUCUGUGAAUCCCAAUGAUGACAGUCAAAUCGAGGCCGAAGUGUACGAUUUGGAGGAUGAGACGUGUAUUGAUACCAUUGCUUCUGCGCAGAAUCUAGAGGAACAGCAGGACUACCUAAACAUGAAUCAACUAAAGAACUUCUACAAAAUUGCGCAGACAUCUUUUAUUAAUAAUAAAUCUGAACUUCAACCUCCUACUGAAUCUUUUAGUCUGGAACUACGUCGAUAUCAAAAACAAGGUCUGGCAUGGAUGCUAGGAAAAGAAAGGGAGCAUGGGUUGAUAACAGAGUUAGGUGGGACUACCUAUUCAGCUGAGGAAAUAAUAAAUCCAUUAUGGAGGAAAUACCGUUGGCCUACCAUGCAAUCUGAAGACGUAGGGUUUGAUGCGAACGUCUCUGAGAGUACAUAUUUUUAUGCGAACCUACAUGUCGGUAAAUUCUCUGUCGAGAAACCAGUAAUCGAAUCGUCCAUUCGUGGUGGUAUAUUGGCAGAUGAAAUGGGGCUUGGUAAGACUAUUUCUACAUUGGCUUUAAUAUGCACUGUCCCGUACGACCUAGAAUAUACCAAGCAGCAUUCCAAGUACGAAAUUGAAAAUUCAAAGUCCCCACAUGAUAUCCUGAGUGUAAAAUCUGAUGAUAUUAAACCUUAUGCAUAUAAGACAACAUUAGUUGUCGUCCCUAUGUCACUUUUAGCACAAUGGCAAAAGGAAUUCGAAAGUUGUGCAAGAAACAAAGACAUGCGUUGUGAAAUAUAUUAUGGCAAUAACGUUUCUAAUCUUUUAACUGUAUUAACAAAAACAAGUAACCCCCCAACUGUACUAUUAACCACUUACGGUAUCAUUCAAAAUGAAUGGAGAUCCAUAAAAUAUACUGGAUCAAAUGCCAAUACAGAAGGAUUAUUUGCUGUAGAGUAUUUUAGGAUCGUCAUUGAUGAAGGGCAUACAAUUAGGAAUAGAAACACGAAGACCUUCAAAGCUAUAUUAGAUCUUGCUGGUAAACGUCGGUGGGUUCUUACCGGAACGCCGAUUAUUAAUAAACUUGACGAUCUUUAUAGUUUAGUAAAAUUCCUCAGGCUGGACCCGUGGUCUCAAAUUGGGUACUGGAAACAAUUCAUCUCUGAUCCUUUUGAGAAAAGGAACUAUAAGGUAGCGUUGGAUGUAAUGCAGGUAAUCUUAGGCGCUGUAAUGCUUCGCAGAACGAAAUCAAUGAGAGAUAACAAUGGUUUGCCGUUGGUAGAAUUACCACCAAAAGAGGUUAUUGUAGAACAAGUACAGUUCAAUGAAUUUGAAGACAAACUAUACAAAGAUUUUCUACAUGCAGCAGAAAAUUCGGUCAAUGAAGGACUUGAAAAGGGUGACUUACUGAAAAGAUAUUCAACCAUUCUAAUCCAUAUAUUGAGACUACGGCAAGUGUGUUGUCAUGUUAAACUACUAGGCAGUAAUGAUGAAAACGACGAAGAUCUUCGUAAUAACAAGCUUAUUGAUGAUAGUCAGAAGAUAGCUGGUACCAUAAGAAAAAUUGAUCCAGGAUCUGGCUCUACAGAAGAUCUUUUAGCACAGAGUAUUAAGUUGUUAGAAGCGAAGUAUCCAACUGAAGAAGACUUCAACAAUCUAGAAUGUUCAAUCUGUACAUCAGAACCGAUCAGUCCUUUGACCUCAGUCGUUUUCACCAAAUGCUGUCAUAGUUUUUGCGAAUCGUGCAUUUCGGAAUAUGUUCGUUUCCAGCAGAAUAAGAAGCUCGACCCAUCGUGCCCAAAUUGUAGGUCGCCAAUAGUCACUGGCGAACUUUUAACACUGGAUAAUUCUAACAGCGUUAUUAAAGUAGUGCCAUAUGAUGAUAAAUCAAAAUCAUCAAAAGUAAGGGCACUAUUGAAACAUUUGAAACUGAUACAAGUAACAUCGCCUGGUGAGCAGGUCGUGAUAUUUUCCCAAUUUUCCUCGUACCUAGAUAUUUUGGAAGAGGAAAUCAAACAAUCGUUCCAAUCAUCUGACGUUACUAUUUAUAAGUUUGACGGGCGUUUAGCUUUGAAGGAGCGUAGUAGGGUUCUCGAAGGAUUUAAAACCAAAGAAUACGGCAAAACUAAAAUACUGCUUCUGUCAUUAAAGGCAGGCGGGGUAGGAUUAAAUUUAACAUGUGCAUCACGAGCAUUUAUCAUGGAUCCAUGGUGGUCCCCAAGUAUGGAAGACCAAGCAAUGGAUAGAGUACAUCGAAUUGGACAGUCAAAUAGUGUCAAAAUUGUACGGUUUAUCAUGGAAAAUAGUGUAGAAGAAAAAAUGCUUCAGCUUCAAGACAAGAAACGAUCCCUCGGUGAACUAGUAGGGGCAGAUGAGGACGAGAGAAAGCAGCAAAGGAUUGAAGAAAUUCAAAUGCUAUUCAAAUAA
Molecule: messenger RNA, 3276 nt
Organism: Eremothecium sinecaudum
Lineage: Eukaryota; Fungi; Ascomycota; Saccharomycetes; Saccharomycetales; Saccharomycetaceae
Gene: RAD5
Product: DNA helicase RAD5
Exons: 1
Coding region: 1-3276 (1091 amino acids)
Molecular function (GO): zinc ion binding; ATP-dependent chromatin remodeler activity; ATP binding
Source: RefSeq, a predicted model, not a curated record